CUGGCAAAUAUAUAUUUGUUCUGUACGGUCACAAUCUUCUUCACAUAACUGCUGUUCAUUCUCGACCAGCAUUUGAUGCAGUUGUGCCUUUCCGAUUGCUAAAUUGGUUAAAUUGUGAAAUUAUCUUAAUUACUUCUCUACUGAAAUAUGUCGUCAACUGAAGGCAAAGAUAUCACUUGCAAAGCUGCUGUAGCUUGGGAAGCUAAAAAACCGCUUGUCAUCGAAGAUGUGGAAGUAGCACCACCCAAAGCUCAUGAAGUCCGAAUUAAGAUCAUCGCUUCCGGAGUGUGUCACACGGACGCGUACACUUUGGGUGGAUUUGACCCAGAAGGAGUUUUUCCGGUUAUACUUGGACAUGAGGGUGCUGGUAUUGUAGAGAGCGUUGGCGAAGGCGUUACUGCAUUCAAGGCAGGCGACCAUGUUAUUCCGCUUUACAUUCCACAGUGUAACGAAUGCAAAUUCUGCAAAAGCAAUAAAACAAAUCUCUGCCAAAAGAUUCGUAUUACACAAGGCCAAGGUUUGUUACCAGAUGGAUCAUCACGUUUCACAUGCAAGGGGAAGACAGUAUUUCACUUCAUGGGCACUUCUACGUUCUCACAGUACACAGUAGUAGCAGAUAUUUCACUUUGCAAGGUAGACGAAAAGGCACCACUUGAGAAGAUCGGACUUCUGGGUUGCGGUAUUCCUACAGGUUAUGGCGCUGCUAUUAACACUGCUAAAGUGGAACCGGGUAGUAUUUGUGGAAUAUGGGGCCUUGGCGCCGUUGGACUAGCUACCGCUAUGGGUUGCCGAAAAGCUGGUGCAUCUAAAGUUUACGGCAUCGAUAUUAAUCCCGAUAAAUUUGAAGUUGCCAAAAGAUUUGGUGUAACUGACUUUAUCAAUCCCAAAGAUGUGGCCGAUAAGGGACCAAUACAAAAUUAUAUAAUAGAUCUCUUAGACGGUGGCUUUGAUUACAGUUUUGAAUGCAUUGGGAAUGUAAACACUAUGCGUGCUGCAUUGGAGGCGACACAUAAAGGAUGGGGUACAUCUGUUAUUAUCGGUGUUGCAGCUGCUGGUCAAGAAAUCAGUACUCGCCCAUUUCAGUUGGUGGUGGGCCGUACAUGGAAGGGUACAGCUUUUGGCGGAUGGAAGAGUGUCACAGAUGUACCAAAAUUAGUACAAGAAUAUCUGAGCAAAGAAUUGUUGGUUGAUGAAUUCAUCACACACACUAUGGAAUUGGAAGCAAUCAACGAAGCAUUUGAUUUGAUGCAUGCCGGAAAGAGCAUCCGCGCAAUUGUAAAUUUGUAGAAGGUUAAGAGAAGAUUUGUAAUAAAGCAGAAACUAUUCUCACGAAAACAA
Zeugodacus cucurbitae (melon fly) is the source of this 1338-nucleotide messenger RNA. RefSeq names its product alcohol dehydrogenase class-3 (gene Fdh). The record is from RefSeq and is a predicted model, not a curated record. NCBI's taxonomy places the organism in Eukaryota, Metazoa, Arthropoda, Insecta, Diptera, Tephritidae. Gene Ontology annotation, biological process: formaldehyde catabolic process. The transcript has 4 exons. Gene Ontology annotation, molecular function: S-(hydroxymethyl)glutathione dehydrogenase [NAD(P)+] activity; zinc ion binding. Gene Ontology annotation, cellular component: cytosol. Bases 148 to 1287 code for a protein of 379 amino acids.